Molecule: messenger RNA, 1616 nt
Organism: Pomacea canaliculata
Lineage: Eukaryota; Metazoa; Mollusca; Gastropoda; Architaenioglossa; Ampullariidae
Product: BTB/POZ domain-containing adapter for CUL3-mediated RhoA degradation protein 3-like
Exons: 6
Coding region: 267-1127 (286 amino acids)
Biological process (GO): protein homooligomerization
Molecular function (GO): protein binding
Source: RefSeq, a predicted model, not a curated record
CUUUGUCUUCUGGCUUUACCGGAGGCUUUUCAUGGAUAUGAGCAACUUGCUGGGUGAGGUGAAGCGACCUAAGGGUAUCAGGGUAUAGAUUUAGGUUUGAAAACGUCAGGUGACCAAACGUAUAGUAACGUGCACGACCAUAAGUUUAGACAGUAACAGCAGGGUUUUCACUGUCAACCAGCGAGGUGGCUGAUCAGAUACCAGGGCGGAAAGCGGUGGAAAGACCGUCUAGCCCACACCCACAAGAACCUAAUCAGCUGGAAACCAUGUCUGGAGAUUCUCAUAAGACUGUGAUCAAAGGCAAUACGUCCAAAUAUGUAAAGCUUAAUGUAGGUGGAUCGCUUCAUUAUACAACGAUAGGUACCUUAGUAAAGCAUGACACCAUGCUGCGAGCGAUGUUCAGCGGUCGAAUGGAGGUGCUCACGGACUCUGAAGGAUGGAUCUUAAUAGACCGCUGUGGAAAACACUUUGGAUCCAUCCUAAACUUCCUGAGAGAUGGCACUCUGCCAUUACCAGAGAAUCGACGGGAACUGCUCGAACUACAGCAGGAAGCCAAAUAUUAUCUUGUCCAGGACUUAUGUACUCUGAUUGAGUCGGCAUUAAAAGUUAGGGAAGAGCUGGAGCCAAUUUGUCAAGUUCCACUCAUUACAUCGUCACGUGAGGAACAGCAGCUUGUUGCAAGCACUUCCAAGCCUGUAGUGAAGUUAAUUUGUAACAGACAUAACAACAAAUACUCAUAUACAAGUAAUUCAGAUGACAAUUUACUGAAGAACAUAGAGCUUUUUGAUAAGCUGUCUCUUCGGUUCCAUGGUCGUGUGAUGUUUAUCAAGGAUGUCAUUGGCAGCAAUGAAAUUUGUUGUUGGUCUUUCUUUGGCCAUGGUGCUAAAAUUGCUGAAGUCUGCUGUACAUCCAUAGUUUAUGGCACAGAUAAGAAACACACAAAGGUUGAGUUUCCUGAGGCCAGAAUAUUUGAGGAGACAUUAAAUGUUCUGUUGUAUGAGCAUCGUGGUAAAGGUCCUGAUGCAGAACUGAUGCAAGCAACACGAGGUGCAAGAGAUGGUGCACAAGGAUAUAACAGCGACGAGGAUGUGGAAGAGAAACUGGAUAGGGCAAUGCGUCGAAAGUGACAUGUGAUAUUAGAUAUUUGAAACUGAGAAAUAGAGUGAAAUUAAAAAGACCCAUCCAUGCCACGGUAGUUUUGCUUUUGAAAGCUUCAAGCAAAUACCUUGGUGCAGACAUGAAAAAGGUUACUGCAAAUUUUAGUUGUGGCAGUAAGGAAAGCAUCAUACCAAUCAGCAGUAUGUUCAUUUUCAUGUCGAGAAGGGCUGCUGUUGGGAAAAAAAGUAGAUUUAGUGACAUUUUGUUGUUUAAGUAAUUCUUCUGAAGCAUCUCAAACCCUUUGUCACAAUUUGCAUGAGAAAGUCUCAGAAAAUGGGGGGAGGGGAAACAUGUUCAUGUACAUAACUGUACCAGUGUUAUGGGAGUUCAAGAGAAAGGUUGUCUUUUAAGGUACUUGUGUGCUUCACUGUUGAAGCUUUAUGGAAUUAUAUAAAAGAUUAAUAUCAGAUAUGAAGAAUAAUCAAAUGCUCAAACAAAUAAAACGCUAUAAUUCAGAA